CACCGAUUCGUAAUUUUUAAUACGGAACCGGUUCCGGGGUUUCCACUGGUUCUAAUCGGCAGGGGCGCGCCUUUUUGUCAAAAAUCCCGGAAAGCGUCGAUGCCGACGUACACACACCAGUCACGACCAGGCGAGAGGCCCGAGGCAUACCACAGCAGACGCGAUGAACCCACACCAUGAACAACAACGCCGUAGCAGCGGCAGGCCGGCCAUCUAGAUCGAAAUCGGUGCCUCUGAGACUGCAGGAUGCAGGUGAAAGUGGUACUGGUGCUGGGCAUUGGGUCCCCCAGACCACGCCAGCUGGCACCGCCAUCGGGCACCGAGCGGCAUGGCCCACCAGGCCGUUCACAGCAGGGUUAUCCCACAUCCCGGUACACAACAGGGGGUGCCACCUGGCGCGGGGAUAAUGCCGGGCUUCUCGGCCGACGCUGCUCGGUAAGCUCGUCAGGCGGCCGUAGCAAAGGUUCUCAACGACAAGCGAUUUCGCGGCGCCCCACAAAGAAAUUGGAGCGAGUCGGAGAGCGGCGACGACGACGAGGGGGGGGGCAGCCCGACGUCAAGUGGCAGCAGCAAUGUUUCGGUAGAGGACAGUUCAGCUCCGUCGGACAUUGGCCCACAGUCGGGAGAUGUCGUGUUCGAAAAGGAAAUUCGGGAAGCAAUGACCGGGGAGGGGGAGCGGGCACGAGGAUCAAGAACCACGGCAAGCGGGAGGCGAGCGCCGGCGGCAGCUCCGGCAGCAAGGAUGUCCUGGUGGCGGCCCUGCGAUCUCUCGACGCCAACAUGAAACGGUCAUCUCCGUACUUCGACGACCUCGAUGCUGUCGCAGCCGGUGAGUUGCUGGUACCGUGUAGAUUCGCCGUCAAUUAGAGUACCAGCAGACGACACAAAGUAUCGACAAAAUAUAGGAAGUAAAUGCUGCAGUUGAACGCAGUGUGCGCAGAGGAAACAAAACAAAAUACUGUGUGUGUGUAGUGCCCGCUUCAAAUCAACCUAUUUGUACAGGAGCACGUACGGCAUGCUCGAGAGCUGUUU
Messenger RNA from Ectocarpus sp. CCAP 1310/34, 1032 nucleotides. The record is from the annotation of a GenBank genome assembly. NCBI's taxonomy places the organism in Eukaryota, Phaeophyceae, Ectocarpales, Ectocarpaceae.